GUUUUUCUUCCAACUUUUCCAGGAAGUGGUGAACUUCCAUUGUAGAAGUGAAUUCUGUUCAGUGCAGCUAUGGGAGCAUAAAGCGCGUCCUUUGACAAUCGGCAACGUUAGAUAAUCGGUUUCCUCAGUUGCUGGCUGAUUUUCCCGAAUGUCCCGAUCUGACGGUAAUGCGUGAAAAUGCCCGGUGGGAAGUUCUCAAAACGAGUAGCCGGAAUCAUUAUCCGGAGUCGGCGGACUAUCAUGAAGGACGGCUUCAUCAUGUCCGGGAUUGGAGAACCGAGCUUGUUCCACGCCUUGAUCGUGAUCUUUUUGGAAUUUUUCGCAUGGGGCUUAUUAGUUUCACCGAUGAUCACAGUGCUGAAUGAGACGUUCCCGAAGCACAUGUUUCUCAUGAAUGGAAUCAUUGUGGGCAUCAAGGGCAUUUUAUCGUUUUUGAGCGCUCCUUUAAUCGGCGCGCUCUCGGAUGUUUGGGGACGUAAGCUUUUUUUGCUCCUGACGGUAUCAUUUACGUGCGCUCCGAUACCAUUGAUCAUGAUCAACACCUGGUGGUACUUCGCCAUGAUCUCUAUUUCCGGCAUACUCGCUGUAACCUUUUCCGUCGUGUUUGCUUACGUUGCCGACGUGACCGAGGAGCAGGAGCGCAGUUUUGCUUACGGGCUUGUAUCUGCGACAUUUGCUGCCAGUUUAGUGACGAGCCCGGGACUGGGGGCAUUCUUGGGAAGAGUCUACGGGGACGCCUUUGUGGUGUGGUUGGCGUCAGCCAUUUCGUUGCUUGACGUUCUCUUCAUCCUGGUUGCAGUCCCGGAGUCGUUGCCUGAACGAGCCGGUUCUGUGCAGACCAUCAGCUGGGAGCAUGUAGAUCCCUUUUUGUCGUUGCGAAAGAUUGGACAAGAUAAGACUAUCAUGAUGACAUCGCUGGUGGUGUUUUUAUCGUACCUUCCGGAAGCCGGACAGUAUUCGUGCUUUUUUGUGUAUUUGAGAUUGGUGAUGGGAUUCUCUCCCGAGAACGUGGCUCUGUUCAUGGCGGUCGUAGGAAUGCUUUCGGUUGCCGCGCAAACUGCGCUCUUGGGGACCCUGAUGAGAGUCGUUGGUGCUAAACGGACCAUAAUCAUUGGACUGGUGUUCGAAAUGCUUGAAUUGUUUUGGUACGGCUUUGGCUCACACUUCUGGAUGAUGUGGGCCGCCGGUUGUUUGGCGGCGAUGUCGCAGAUAACGUACCCGGCGAUUUCGACGUUUGUUUCGACUCACAUGGACGCGGACAAACAAGGUGUGGGGCAAGGAGUGAUCACUGGGAUCCGAGGGCUUUGCACGGGCCUGGGCCCCGCUUUGUAUGGCUUUGUAUUUUACUUGUUCCAUGUGGAUCUGAAUGAGAACGAAGCCAAGCUGCACUCGCAUGAAUCUCACGCUGAGCGCAAUGCCACUAGUGCCAGCGAUCUUAUCGACUUUCGAAUCAUCCCUGGACCUCCAUUUGUGUUCGGGGCAUUACUGGUCAUUUGCGCUCUCGCUUUGGCAGCCUUUAUCCCGGAGGAAGCGAGCCAAUCGGGGAAAUCUCCUGCUAAACAUGGAGUUCAUAGGCGCCAAUCAGGUGACUACUGACCGGGGGUUCACUGCUCCAAGGGGAAUUUUGGUAAACCGUCAAAACGUGGGCAGAUUUUUUUCAGCAUUUCCGUUUGUGCGUAGCGAAAUUGUGAGGUAGGUGGUUGAAUCAAAAUGCGGUGUUCAUGGUUACUGGGCUGUUCGUUCGAAGGAGCUUAUUUGAGCGUGCUUCUGUCCUGCUGUUCGGUUCGGUUGGUAGAAUUUGGGGAAAAAACUGAGUCGAGGCUUUCAAAAUGGCGAUCUAUGCGGAUUACAAAUCUCGUUGCAUGUACAGGGUGGACCAAGAAAAAGGGCGGAAGGAUCUUUUAGAAGCUACACUAUUAACCUAGGAAAGUGUCAAAUCGUAGUUCAUUCCAUUGUGUUUCAUGUACAUCUAGUUUCAUGAUUUCAGUUACCGUAUAUCGAUGUGGCUAACAUGGGAAUUCUCGUGACGGUUGUGUUACAUUUUUUUUAAAUUUUAAAAUUAAUCCGUAGUACUGUAUCCACAUUUUCCCAAGCUUAAGAAGUAUGCAAAAUUUGGCUUGGAAAAUCAGUGCAUUUUAAAUCUUUUUGCAAAUUUAAACUUGAUGGCCUCUUGAAAUCACAUGCAGAACGAUUCCUUUUGGCCUAACAAUUUGAGGCAAGUCUCAAUUUGCUUAAAAUGUUUCCGGCCUUUUUUUUUUUUUUUUGCUUUAUGACACAAAUAGUUACAAUAACACGAAUGCUAUGCAGUUACGGGUGAUGCUUGUGAAUAUUCCUUCGAGUAUAACUUGUGUUCAUGUUCAAAGCCCUCGAGGCAAUCGUAUAUUCAUGGGCAAUCAUUUUUUAAGACUAAAAGAAAAGCUUUCAUGAUUGAUUGACGUUUAUUUUCUAUAGUACUGUAUUUUACUGAAUUUAAAUAUGGUUCAGUACCUAUUUAACAUGAGGAGUAUUUUGUUUCGUCAGUUAUAGAACAUGGCAUCAAUUCCUUUGAACAACUGCUUUCAUGAUUACCUUCCCCCUCCUCUUUCAACUCUUUGCCGCCCUGAAUGAGUUACAGUAUGUUUGUUAGUUUUCCAUUUACUCAGUAUUCGAUAAAGAGGGAAAAUUUCGAGUUGUUGAGAAAAACUUGUGUACCCGCGAAACGCUGUUUGAACUGUGAGGGCACGUUUAAGACAGGAUCCGAAUCUUAUGGCUACUUUUUCCUUGUCCACCCUGGAUCGUGUGUUCCCGUGAUGAAUGGAGUGUUCGCUUGCGAUUUGUCUUGAGGAAUUUCUGCUUGGUCUUGGAAUGAACGUGUUUGUGUAAAUUUUGCAACAGAACUGUCUCGGAAGAGGUCCUGUGAUGACGACUUGCCACUGAUGAACCCGAAUCGACUCUGAUGCUGGCUGGAUCUUGCGCUUUGUGGAGUGAACUAACACCUCAGUCUCGUCUUUUUUUCUCAAUUAAAGCUAUCGGCGCGCAAUGAAUGCUUUUUUUGAGGAGUUUGUUCUAGUCCGCUUGUCAUCCUGCUCGUUUCGCUGGCAUGUUGACGCAUUGGCGUGGAGCAGUGGGUGAAGUUGAUGUUCAUUAACUGGAGUCGUUUCUUCUGAGUUAAUUUUUUUCUUUCGUUUUAUUCGCGCGGAAUUUAUUCUCUCUGACGUCUGAGCAAGUUUUGACAGCGUAAAAGAAGGUCCAAUCAAGCUUUUAUUUAUUUCCCCGUGCAGAUGAGCGAGGUACUUGAAUGAAUUACGGUCCGUCACGUGAACGUACUGAAUAAGGUUUGGCGGAAGGUGAUGGAAGAGCAGUGCGUGGCUCUGGAAAAUCUCGGGUUGUUCAGUUUCCAUAGUCCAGUUCCUUUUACUUGGAAUGGUUAACUGGAAUCAUUCUCUCAGUAUUUCUUUCUUCCCCGGUGGAAAGCAAAUGCGAUUGUAUCGGGAGUUUCUCAAUUUCCGAUAGAGUGCUAUGCUGGUGGAGUCUCUAUACACUCGUCAGUGAUUUUUGUCUGGAGAGAAUAUGUACCAAAUAUUUUUCUGUCUCCGGCAUACAUCAAAAUUUAAAAUGAACUCUAUGCUGUCUAGAAAGUCCAAUUGUCUUACCGAAUAAAAUGACGGUUGAAGCUGCCCCUGAAGUCCUUCUAAAUUCAUGUGCCAAUUUGUGUACUCGUAUUCAAGGCGUCGGAAUUGAGUUGCUCAAAAUAGGUUUGGUUUGGUUGCUCAUGGCAUCAAGAUCAGUUCAAGACGAUUAUGUGAUGGGUUACUGUCGGUAUUUUAGGUAGAAGAUUGAUCAUGAUUAGUUAGCUGAGAGGUUGUUCUAAAAUUCUGUACUAGUAUGUCGGAUUAUGCUAGUUAAAUGUAAGUAUGAAUGAUUCUAGGUGAGGUUAGCUAAGAUUAGGCCAGUAUAGGCUAUGAUUAUGUUUUUCUACGUGGAUUUUCAUCAUUCCAGCAGCAGUACAGUCUUAAAAUAUUUGCCAAAAAGGGGCAGCUUCAAUAAUUAAUUACCUACGUUUCGACACAUUUCCUCCGUACUUUAUUCCCUAUCCUUUUCUGGUGUGUGAAAUGAAAAUCCGGGUGUGUGUUUCAGUGACCUGAUUUAUUGUGAGCAGCGGUGUGGGUAAUUUUGUGCAGUUUGAAUGUGAAUUUCUGUCAGUAUAGUUACUUGGGUGAGGAGAAAACUAUAAUGGUGAGAUCUCGGAUCGACCCGUUUGACUUUUCUAACUUAGCCCCUAACGCUUUUGAGUUGCGGGCGGGAUUUCUUUUUGCAAGACAUAUCAGAUUUUUCCCCUCGCCCUGGUGUGUGAGUGAUUGCGAUAAUUGAGUUUCUGUGGCCACCUUGUUUCCCCAAAAGAAUUCUUUGUGUCGGAAGGGGCGCGAUUUGUUUAAUCAAGAAUGAAAAGCGGAUCUCUGACGAAUUAGACGGUGGAGGUUCUAGUUUGGCGAUUGUCGACAUUUUUUUUUCUCGAGAUGUUAGCACCAUGAUGAGCAGUAGGUAGGACGCGGUAGAGCGAGGUUUUUCCUCCUGUGAUAUUGUUGGUGUAAAGUUCGUUUGACUGGGAGUCGAAAAAGGCUCGAUAUUAGUCAAACAAGACUCGGAGGCUUUUGAAGAAAAAUUUUUUUUGAAGUGGCAUAGGGUAUUGAAUUUUCGCUGUGGGUUUUGUCAUGACUAUUUUAGACGAUGCAUUUCGGUUCGCUUUUGGUGUAGCUGUUCAUGCCGAAGUUUCGCAAGAAAUGCAAUCUUUUCGACAGCCAUGGAAA
Notodromas monacha is the source of this 4787-nucleotide messenger RNA. The record is from the annotation of a GenBank genome assembly. NCBI's taxonomy places the organism in Eukaryota, Metazoa, Arthropoda, Ostracoda, Podocopida, Cyprididae.